AUUGUACUUGAUUGAUCAACUUGUUGAACAAGCUCGUGUUAUAUUACUGUUCCCUCCCAUCUCGUGCAGGUGAUUUGGUUCUCAGCUAGUUUUGUUUUAUUUCCUGAUUGAGCUUGGGUUUCAUUAUUUUUGAAUGAUGUAAUGUGAAGCAAAUGGAAUAGGUUAUGUAAGCAAAACGAGAAUUCAGCAAUCAUAAAUGUUUACUCACUUGUCCAUUCUUGUACCUGAUUUUACAUAAGGAAUCCAAAGCCAAACUAUCGACUCCUCUUAAGAUUACAUUAUUAUUAGAGAUGAGCUAUAAAUGUUCGUUAGGGCAUGAGUGGACACCUACCACUUUUUAUUGGUCAAAGAAUCUAAAUUGCUUCAAAUUAAGGACUACAAAGAUCAAAUAAUUAAAGCUAAUUUGUUGUUUCCAUAAAAUUUCAAUUUCAGUGUCCUAGAACAGGACUGCAGCCUGGAUGUGGAUAUUGGAUAUUACCUUUCUUACCCUGAUACCCAGCAGAAUCCACCAUUUAGAAGACCAAACUUACAAAUGUUGGCAAAGGAAGAAUUUUGCAUAUGCUUUCUUUGCCUUGAACAUGAAGCAUUGUCCUUCCCUUUACAACUCCAAAGACCCAUCCCUCCUUUAGACACUGCAGCCUUAGCAAGCAAAGAACCUCCUGUACCUUCCCUUUUCCAUCCCCUUUUAUUUAUAUAACCAUCUCACCUCCAUUAAUCCCCCCAACUUUUGUGCCUUGAUUCUUAGGCAACUCCUCAUCCUUUUUUGUCCUUCCCCCUUCCAAUAAUCAGCCGCACAAAUGAAACCCAUUGCCACUCUGCUUCUGCUGCUUAACUUCUGCAUGUUUGCAGUCAUUUUGGGCAUCGGUGGGUGGGCCAUGAACACAGCCAUCGAUCAUGGCUUCGUCAUUGGCCCUGGCUUACGACUACCGGCGCAUUUCUCACCAAUUUACUUCCCCAUGGGGAACGCAGCCACUGGUUUCUUUGUGACAUUCGCUUUGUUGGCUGCCGUGGCUGGAGCUGCCUCAUCAAUCUCAGGACUAAACCAUAUUCGGUCAUGGAGUGCUGAAAGCUUAGGCGCAGCAUCCUCUGCUGCUGUUUUGGCUUGGUCUCUCACUAUCCUUGCCAUGGGCUUUGCUUGCAAAGAGAUUGCUCUGGAUUACAGAAACACAAGACUGAUAACAAUGGAGGCGUUCUUCAUAAUUCUCUCUGCUACACAGCUAAUAUACAUCUUUGCCAUCCAUGGUGCUGUUUCCACGAGAUGACAACUGAAUCAUGGAAACAUUUCUUUGAUAUUCAUUGCCCAUUUUCUUCUU
Molecule: messenger RNA, 1313 nt
Organism: Cucurbita pepo subsp. pepo (vegetable marrow)
Lineage: Eukaryota; Viridiplantae; Streptophyta; Magnoliopsida; Cucurbitales; Cucurbitaceae
Product: membrane protein PM19L
Source: RefSeq, a predicted model, not a curated record